AUGGCGGAAGUCCUCUGCGGCGUCUGCAACGCAGAGCCCAAGAAGUACAAGUGCCCGACUUGCGCGCUCCCAUACUGCUCACUAUCAUGUUUCAAGACACAUAAAACAACGCAUUCUGACACUACCGAGGUCGCCCCGAAACCAGCAGAACCAGUUCUUCCACAACCACCACCACCCGCCCCGAUACCACGAUAUCUAAAGCAGCGCACCGAUUUCUCCGUCCUAGCAACAAAUCCGAAAUUCCAAGCACUACUCAAGACUCACCCGAUGUUACUGGCCUCCCUCCAACGCGUCUACGCCAAGACUAUACAACCAGAUCCUGAGGAUGAGAAACGGCGGCGCAUGCUGGAACGAAACGCUUUCCGAGGUCGGGGUACACGAGGGAGAGGCCGAGGGGGAAGAGGUGGUUGGAAUAGAUCGGAAGAUAAGCAAGAAAAAUGGACUCAGAAGAAGGGCGAUAAGGACGCGAUGGCCGAAUUGAAAGGAAUAAGAGACGGGCAGGGGAAAGAGGGAGAACAAGAUGCCAUAGCUGAGUUUGUUGGUUUAGUUGAAGAGAUGUUUGGGAAGCAUGAGAAGGAUCCGAUGGAAGAGGUCUGA
Molecule: messenger RNA, 597 nt
Organism: Alternaria burnsii
Lineage: Eukaryota; Fungi; Ascomycota; Dothideomycetes; Pleosporales; Pleosporaceae
Product: hit finger domain-containing protein
Exons: 2
Coding region: 1-597 (198 amino acids)
Biological process (GO): box C/D snoRNP assembly; maturation of LSU-rRNA from tricistronic rRNA transcript (SSU-rRNA, 5.8S rRNA, LSU-rRNA); snoRNA localization
Cellular component (GO): nucleus; pre-snoRNP complex
Source: RefSeq, a predicted model, not a curated record